AUGAGAGUCUUACCUCAUGAAAUUGAUUUCGCUAAAUUUUUAUUAUUAGUUGGUGAUGGAACUCUGAAUGACCAACGCGACAAUUUAUUUUUACCUGAACAUUGUAUUCUUAAAAAUAAUGAUAUAGUUCGUACUGUGUUUCAACAAUUGAUCAUAGACAAGAAAUUCGAUAUAAUGAGUAAAUGUGCUAUUUUGUCCGCCCGAAAUAUUGACGUAGAUGAAUUAAAUAAAUCAGUUAUUGAUUUGUUAGAUAGAUCUACUGAACAUAUUUAUACCGGCAUUGAUAGCACCGAAAAUUGUGACAAUGGUGAAUUUGACGAAGUACUUUUGCCAGAAUACUUAAACUCAUUGAAUCCUUCCAGUUUGCCUCCACAUGAAUUACGAUUAAGAAAAAAUUGUAUUGUAAUGUUAAUUAGAAAUAUAAGUAUUCAUGAAGGUUUAUGCAAUGGUACACGUUUAAGGGUGUUAGAUUUUUCUAAACAUUUGUUGAAAUGCGAAGUUCUGGCGGGAGACAAAUCAAAUAAUAUUGUAUUCUUGAAUCGUAUUUCAUUAUUUUGUAUAAAUGAGUAUCCAUUUACUUUCAAAAGACGCCAAUUUUCAGUUAAGUUAGCGUUUGCGAUGAAAAUCAAUAAAGCUCAAGGUCAAACGUUUGAAAAUAUUGCUAUUGUUCUUCGUAGGGAUGUUUUUAAUCAUGGUCAAUUGUACGUAGCAAUGUCGUAUGACGAAGAAAUUUAA
Molecule: messenger RNA, 735 nt
Organism: Phymastichus coffea
Lineage: Eukaryota; Metazoa; Arthropoda; Insecta; Hymenoptera; Eulophidae
Product: ATP-dependent DNA helicase PIF1-like
Exons: 1
Coding region: 1-735 (244 amino acids)
Source: RefSeq, a predicted model, not a curated record